Messenger RNA from Cygnus olor (mute swan), 2014 nucleotides. It is a transcript of the gene ME1, whose product is annotated as malic enzyme 1. Lineage: Eukaryota; Metazoa; Chordata; Aves; Anseriformes; Anatidae. The transcript is spliced from 14 exons. Gene Ontology annotation, biological process: malate metabolic process; pyruvate metabolic process. The coding region runs from base 83 to 1816 and encodes 577 amino acids. Gene Ontology annotation, cellular component: mitochondrion. The record is from RefSeq and is a predicted model, not a curated record. Gene Ontology annotation, molecular function: malate dehydrogenase (decarboxylating) (NAD+) activity; malate dehydrogenase (decarboxylating) (NADP+) activity; NAD binding.
AGGAGCCGCCGCCGCUUCGCCUCCGCUUCGCCUCCGCUCCCGCCGCGACCUGUCGGCAGCGCGCCCCCGCCGAGCCCGCGCCAUGCAAGGAGCAGGGAAGGCAGCCCAGAGCCGCGACGCCGCCCGGCCCCUGCAGCUCACCAUGAAGAGGGGCUACGAGGUGCUCCGCGACCCUCACCUCAACAAGGGCAUGGCUUUUACCUUGGAAGAGAGGCAACAAUUGAAUAUUCAUGGACUACUGCCACCUUGCUUUCUUGGUCAAGAUGUCCAGGUUUUCAGUAUUCUUAAGAAUUUUGAAAGACUGACAUCUGACCUAGACAGAUAUAUUCUACUAAUGAGUCUUCAGGAUCGAAACGAAAAGCUUUUCUAUAAAGUGCUGACUUCUGACAUAGAAAGGUUCAUGCCUAUUGUUUAUACUCCCACUGUGGGACUGGCUUGCCAGCAAUAUGGUUUAGCAUUUCGGAGGCCAAGGGGACUUUUUAUUACUAUCCAUGACCGGGGACACAUCUCUACAAUGCUGAAGUCCUGGCCAGAAAAUGUCAUCAAGGCUAUCGUGGUGACAGAUGGAGAACGUAUUCUUGGUCUUGGAGACCUCGGCUGCUAUGGCAUGGGCAUUCCAGUUGGUAAACUGGCACUUUAUACCGCAUGUGGAGGAGUGAAACCUCACGAGUGCCUACCAGUGAUGUUGGAUGUGGGAACAGAUAAUGAGGCACUGCUGAAAGAUCCUUUGUAUAUUGGGCUGAGACACAAGAGAAUCAGAGGUCAAGCCUAUGAUGAUCUCCUUGAUGAAUUCAUGGAAGCUGUGACUUCAAGGUAUGGCAUGAACUGCCUCAUUCAAUUUGAGGAUUUUGCUAAUGCCAAUGCAUUCCGCCUCCUGCAUAAGUACCGUAACAAGUAUUGCACUUUCAAUGAUGACAUUCAAGGAACUGCAUCUGUGGCUGUUGCAGGUCUUCUUGCAGCUCUGCGUAUCACUAAGAACAGGUUAUCAGAUCACACAGUGCUGUUCCAGGGAGCUGGAGAGGCUGCGCUGGGGAUAGCAAACCUCAUCGUCAUGGCUAUGGAAAAAGAAGGAGUAUCUAAAGAUGCAGCUGUCAAAAGGAUAUGGAUGGUUGACUCGAAGGGCUUGAUAGUGAAGGGGCGUGCCUCAUUAACAGCUGAGAAAACUCGAUUUGCACAUGAACAUGCUGAAAUGAAAAAUCUAGAAGAUAUUGUUAAAGAUAUAAAACCAUCUGUGUUAAUAGGAGUUGCUGCAAUUGGUGGUGCUUUUACUAAAGAAAUUCUUCAGGAUAUGGCUGCUUUCAACAAACGUCCUAUUAUUUUUGCUCUCAGCAAUCCUACCAGCAAAGCAGAGUGCACUGCUGAGCAGUGCUACAAAUAUACAGAGGGACGCGGCAUUUUUGCCAGUGGAAGUCCUUUUGAUCCUGUCACUCUUCCAAACGGAAAAACUCUGUAUCCUGGACAGGGUAACAAUUCCUAUGUGUUCCCAGGGGUUGCCCUUGGUGUUAUUGCAUGUGGACUGAAACAUAUUGGUGAGGACGUGUUCCUCACAACUGCUGAGGUAAUAGCUGAGCAAGUUUCAGAGGAGAAUUUACAGGAAGGUCGCCUGUACCCUCCUUUAGUCACAAUUCAGCAUGUGUCACUGAAAAUCGCUGUGAGGAUUGCAGAGGAAGCCUACAGGAAUAACACAGCCUCCACCUAUCCUCAGCCCAAGGACCUAGAAGCCUUCAUCCAGUCUCAGAUUUACAGUACUGAUUAUAACAGCUUUGUGGCUGACUCAUAUACCUGGCCUGAAGAAGCGAUGAAAGUGAAACUGUAAAUAUUUAAUGAAGAUUAAACAAAUUAGCAGGAGAGAAAAAGCAUUAAAAUAUUCAGAACAUUUCUACCUAGUGAGCCUAAGAGUAGCUAAUUUUUUAAGAUGGAGAAAACUUUUUCUAAAUUGUAAUAUUUGGUUAGAAACUCAGAUUAAGAAGUCAUAUUAAUUAUACAUGAGAAAAUUAAAAUUAAUCUGAGAAAU